Messenger RNA from Hemibagrus wyckioides, 1930 nucleotides. It is a transcript of the gene prkag3a, whose product is annotated as protein kinase, AMP-activated, gamma 3a non-catalytic subunit. The record is from RefSeq and is a predicted model, not a curated record. The transcript is spliced from 13 exons. The coding region runs from base 607 to 1665 and encodes 352 amino acids. Lineage: Eukaryota; Metazoa; Chordata; Actinopteri; Siluriformes; Bagridae.
GCGUCUCGUGACAUUUCGGGUUAGUGUUAGUUAUUAAAGUAACUCGUAAAGAAAAACUAGCUGUAAACCCUGGUUUGAGUUUAGGGAAGUGUUAGGUAAUUAGUCAGGUCUUCCUUUGUGAGGUGUUGUGUGUAUGUUUGUUGCAUAUCCUGGAGGCCAAAUGCUAAAUUUGGACCGAGCUGUGAGCGCUUUGGCAUGCUAACGGGUUCUCCACGGAGUUAGGGUGCGUGUCAAAUCGGUACCUAGCUUCCUAUCUUCUAUCUAUAGGGGAAAUCUUCUAUCUAUGAUUCAUAAAACAUUUGCUAAAGGUGUAAAUAUUGAAGUGACAGUCAGUCUACGGUUUAGGAAGAAGGAGUUUCGAAGUGCAAAAGUGAACGUUGAGUACUGAUUAUUAAGUUAAUUCCACGUAUUUUAGAGACGCGUGCACAGCAAACCGAUUUGAAACGCACGCAAUUAGUGAUCUUUACAGGCUUCUUAAAGGUUCAUGGUUCCCACGCCGAAAAUAGGCGACGCACCCGUUACGUGCACGAGCGCACUCAAUCACACACACGCCGUCAGUCUCCGUUGUCAUCUUUUCAUUAUAUACACAGACUUAGGCUCACGAGCAUGCGCAAAGCGCGCACACGGGCGCACGCGCGACCCAGCACUAUGGAGUCUUUAACGCAGGAGGUUUGUCCGAACCCUCAUGCCAUGAAUAAUUCAGCAGUCGACUCAGGAGCUGAAGCCUACCUAGAGUUUAUGAAGAAGUACAGCUGUUACGAUGCCAUUCCCACCAGCUGUAAGCUUGUUAUUUUCGACACGGCUCUGCAGGUAAAGAAAGCCUUUUUUGCAUUAGUGGCAAAUGGUUUACGAGCAGCGCCGCUGUGGGACAGCAAACUGCAGAGAUUUGUGGGUAUGCUGACCAUCACAGACUUCAUCAACAUUCUCCAUCGCUACUAUAAAUCCCCCAUGGUUCAAAUUUACGAGCUGGAGGAUCACAAGAUUCAGACAUGGAGAGGUGAUUCCUUUCAAAACGUUUACCUGCAGUACUAUAAUCAAAGCCUCAUCAGCAUCGCACCUGAAGCGAGCCUUUUCGAUGCCGUUUAUUCCUUACUGAAGCACAAAAUCCACCGUCUGCCCGUCAUCGACCCUGACUCUGGGAACGUCCUCCACAUUUUAACCCACAAGCGAAUUCUCAAAUUCCUCUAUAUAUUUAGGUCCACGAUCCCAACACCACGAUUUUUGCAGAGGAAAAUUGAAGAAGCGGGAGUCGGGACGUUCCGAGACAUCGCCACCAUACAGCAGACGGCCACCGUGUACGACGCUCUGUCCAUAUUCGCGGAGAGAAGAGUAUCUGCUCUGCCAGUGGUGGAUGAAAAUGGUAAGGUAGUGGCUCUUUACUCAAGAUUUGACGUGAUAAAUCUGGCUGCACAGAAAACCUACAACAACCUGAGCAUUAGCAUGAAGGAGGCGUUGAGGAGGCGGUGCUGUUUUGUGGAGGGAGUUAUUAAGUGUUAUCCUGACGAAACCCUGGAGACCGCUGUCGACCGAAUCGCCCAGGCAGAGGUUCACAGGCUGGUUCUGGUGGACCGACAUGAUGACAUGGUGCGAGGCAUCAUCUCCCUCUCAGAUCUUCUCCAGGCCAUGAUUUUAUCUCCAGCGGGGAUCGACGCUCUGCUCGCAUAGCUGUAACGGGACGAAUCCACGCCUCAUCCUGCGCUCACUCACUUCCACCUCCUUCUCCAUCACGGGCCACAGGUAACAGAUAUUGCCAUGUGAUGGGACAUGAUGCACACACACACACACACACUCUACAUGGACAGAAGAACUUCCAACAGCUGCGAAACUGUUGUUUUUGUUGUGUUGUUUUGUUUGUUGUAAAUAAUUUUUUUGUACGGUUUCUGUCUUACACAGAGGAAAUUAAACAGCAGCUUUACUGAAAACUAAAAUA